This is a messenger RNA of Fonsecaea monophora, 2643 nucleotides long. RefSeq lists its product as hypothetical. The transcript has a single exon. The record is from RefSeq and is a predicted model, not a curated record. The coding region runs from base 1 to 2643 and encodes 880 amino acids. Lineage: Eukaryota; Fungi; Ascomycota; Eurotiomycetes; Chaetothyriales; Herpotrichiellaceae.
AUGGCAGCAGCGGAGCUACUCUGUUCGAUAUGCCGCGGCGUCGACUGGACAAGCGCCGGCCUGCCCCGAGUCUCGCCCGCGACGACCAACGCGUCGCCAGGUCUGGUCUUGUUCAACACCAGCGCCCAGGUGCGAGGCCUGGACGGCAUAGUGGCACCCACCGCCGACGCGCGACCCGUGGAGUCGGCCCUGGUCCUCGUGUCCCUCGGGACUGUGAGAGAGCUCCAGCACCGGAGUUCGAGCUGUCGCUGUUGCGCCUUCUGCUUCGAACUCCUGGAGAGGCGGUUCGCGGCCGCCGAUAUCGACAGGGCCCGUCGCGAGCUCGUCCCCGUCCAUGUCUACACUCGCAAGUUUGGCGUCGUGGUGGGGGGGCAUGAUCAUGAUCAUUACGAUGGUGGGAGAGAAGGAGAAGGAAAAGAAAGCAGCAGUAGCUACGACACGACUCACUUGAUGUGCUUCAAUCUGUCGUUCCAUCCGGAUUUCCGCCACGGCGAGACCGCGUCCUUUGGCCUGUUGGACACUCGCCAACAGCAGGCAUCACCACGCUCGAACACCGCUGUACCAUCCUUCGUCGGCCGCUGGGUGUCCCCACGCUUUGACCCCGAGCACGCCAGGCACUGGCUGGAGACUUGCGAGCGGCAGCACACCUCGACGACGGGGCGGCAGCGCGAAGCCGAGAGUUUCCUCUCGCGCAGCGGCAAGACGACGGAGCUGCGCGUGGUGGAGAUUGCUACGCGACGGAUCGUGACGCUCCGCCUCGAAGACAUCGAGGGCGGCUACGCCGCGCUGAGCUACGUCUGGGGCGUGACGGAGCAGGCGGUGCGGCUGACGACGGCGAACCUGGACGCCUUCUCGAGGCCGGGCGGCGUGCCCAAACUCUCCCAGACGGUCGAGGACGCGAUGCAGGUGGCGCGCAGCGUGGGGAUCGCGUACUUUUGGGCCGACGUCGUCUCCAUCCUCCAGGACGACGAGGACGACAAGGCCCAGAACAUCGCCGACAUGGACGUCAUCUACACGUACUCGCGCCUCACUGUUGCCGCCGUGGCGGGCACAAACUGCCACGAGGGCCUCCCGGGAGUCAGCUACGACAGGGUCCCUUUGCUUCACACGACCUUUUCCGCUACGCAACACCCUGCUGGUGGCGGCGGGAGCGGCGGUGGCAGUACCGGCCUGGUCGAGAUACCCCACCAGCCCGAACGUCCCGUCGAGUCGCUCUACGUGAGCCGCGGAUGGCCCAGCCGCGCCUGGACGCUACAGGAGUUCCUGCUGUCGAGGCAGACGCUGCUCUUCUGCGAACAGCAGGUCAUCUGGGUGUGUCGGACGGCCGACUGGGCCGAGGGCCUGGACGUGACGGGCGAGAAGUUCCGGUUUGCAAAGUACGACGGGUUGAACAGGCCUCGACUGGAGUCUGCCAUUUUCGCGGAAGAGCCGAGAAGCGGUAGCAACAGCUACAACGACGACGACGACGACAACGACGAUACCGACGUCGAAUUUGCUAGUGCUCAACACCCCAAGCCCGACCCGACCGACCUCGCAGACGCCGCGGCCUUGAUCGAGUGCUACACGCGACGACAGCUCUCGUACGAGAGCGACAUCAAGAACGCGCUCGAGGGACUAAUGUGGUACAUUUCGUCCAUGUCGACCACGACGGUGUUCCACUGGGGUCUACCAGAACCAAAUUUCGAGGGGUUUCUCUGCUGGAGCAGCGUCCGUGGCGGGUCUCGACUGGCCACGAGUAGUCGCGGGAAGACGACAACGACCAUGACACACGCGAUCAAGCGCCGCCUCGCCUUCCCCGACGCGCCCUCAUGGUCCUGGAUGGCCUGGCUCGGCCCAGUCCGGUUCCCGCAGUUUGCGACGCGCUCGGCUCAAGGGAAGGGGUGGCGGUCUCUGGUCAAAUGCUUCAAGUAUCCGACCUACCUGCACCGGCAGGGCCGGGAGUGGAAUGACAUUCUUAGUGGGUACGAUGCCGAGGACACGGUCCUGGCCCGCCCUUUUGACAUGUGGCAGCAUCAGCAGCAAUCAGAUGGCCAUGGCUACCUCCCGCUGAAAAGCGAAUCCGCAAGCAUCGUCUUCUGGGGACCCUGCACGACGGUGCUUCUGGACGAGAAGUCUCUUGACAUUCACCCCGAACGGCUCGCAUCGAGCGUCGUCGUCGUCGUCGUCCCUCUCUCGAGAAGCAAGGAAAAGAAGAAGAAGAAGAAUAAGAAGAGGCUGCGAGUCCAGAACCUGUGCAUCUCCGAGGAUGUCGCGCAGGGGAUUUUCGCUGAUGCGGGCGCUUCUCCCACUCCGGGAUCUGUAUCGGUAACCCUCGCUGCGGUGGCCAUGGAAGGCUCCAAUUUGCCUCGCGGUGCCGGGGAGAUAUUUCUGUCGGAUGGUGGUUCUCGACAGCACAGCGAGGAAGAAGAGGUCGAGGCAGAGGAUGGAGACGGGGACGGAGAACAAGACGAAGAAAACCAACCCUCACCAGCCGUGGUCUUUGACAUCUGGGACCGCACGGUGCAUUGCUUGGUCCUUUCUCGUCGUCCCGAGGGUGAAGAAGAAGGAGAAGAUGGCCAUUUCUACCGCGAGGGUGUCCUCUCAAUGAACCUCGACGACUGGCUUGGGCUUGAAAAGGAGGUGAAUCUCGUCGUCUUGGACUGA